AUGUCUAGAUCCCGCUACAACCACAGACGUCGCUCAGGAAGCCUAUCCCGUUCGCCUAAUCGUGGUACAAGAGAGGCGGACAUCCAGGCUUUGACUCAAGAGCUCCCAGGUGCUUCUCCAUCUUUCUUCUUACUUGAUAAUGACCCCAGCCUCUUUCCCCUUGCAGCGAGUAGCAUGCAUAGUUCCGGCGAGGGAACCGGGCCUGGACUUCAUGCAGACGGCUCGAUGUCCUUCCCCGCUUCGCUAGGGCAAGAUUUGAUAUCCAGUGACAAUGACCAGUCGACAAACGCCUGGCCAGUCUCCUCUGUUACAACGUGCGAUCAGUGUUUAAUCGCUGGUCAGGAUUGUCAACAACCCACUUCAGGCCCUGCUCAGCGGCCCUGUUCUUCCUGCCUCAUUCUUGGUUAUCACUGCAGCCUUGUUUAUGUCAACACAGCUGGCUUUACAGACGAUCUCACUCUUCAUGGCGAUUUUGAAGAAUUUGUCGCCGCAUCUUAUGGUAGCGUCAGUUCAUCAAACAGUGCCAGCCAAGCAUCCGAUUCCGUACCUCCCCCUGUAAAGAUAAUUGCAAAGCCACCUCCCAAAAUCGGAACCCGUUUCUCCCGCGACUCAACAAAAUUCUUGAACCGGUGGCUUUCUAACCAUGAGAAUCAUCCAUAUCCCAGUCGCGAGGAUAUCAAAACUCUUCAACUCCAGACAGGAUUGAACAAGACCCAGAUUCAGAACUGGCUAGCCAAUACCAGACGUCGACAGAAAAAGCAAGGAGGCUCAACAGGCCAGUCACGAUAUGUAUAUCCUCGAAGUACAUCCGAGCCCUUAGAUGCUCCCCUUCGCCCAGGCACCCCGGCGAUCAGGAAUGAUAAUAACUUCCGAGACAAGAACCCACUUCAACGAUGGGUCGAAUCACCGCCAGACCGUGAACCUGCCACCGUUAAAGAUAUCGCCCGAGCUGUGGCUUCCUCACCUCCUCGCCCAUCAGAUACAGGCAAUGACGGGCAACCUGAUGGUGACUUGGCCCCGUCCGUGAAUGAUUCCUCCGCCAGUAGUCGUGGGACAUCUAGUGGUAGCUCGCUUGGAUCAGCACACUCUCACAGCUCGGGGUCAUCAUUAGGCGGUCUAGCACCUUUUGCCCGGAAGCGACGACGUUCAAAACGUGCCAGAAUCAAAGCCAAGGUAUCAUCAAUCGCGCCAAUUCGACAACAACUUUACCAAUGCACGUUCUGUACAGAAACUUUCCUGACGAAGCAUGACUGGCAACGUCACGAGAAGUCCCUGCAUAUUCCCUUGGAGCGUUGGGAGUGUUCACCUAAUGGACCGCGUGAACGCAACCCAACCACUGGGAAAAUUCAUUGCGGGUUCUGCGGCGAAUUAGAUCCCUCCGACUCUCAUAUCGAGAGCCAUCAGCCUAGUUCGUGCCAGGAGCGUGCCUUCAACCGCAAAGACUAUCUAAGACAACAUUUGCGGCUGGUUCAUAAAUCGGCAUUGAUCCGAUGGGUUGCUGACAUUUGGAAGACCCCAACACCAGAGGUGCGAUCUCGUUGCGGGUUCUGUGGAGAGAACCUGAAUACAUGGGAUGAGAGGGUAGAACAUCUGGCUGAACACUUCAAAUUGGGCUUGACAAUGGCUGAGUGGACUGGCGACUGGGGAUUCGAUGAUGCCAUUGUUCACACUCUCGAAAACUCCAUCCCGCCAUAUCUUAUUCACAAUGAACGGACCAGCCCAUAUCCUUUCGAGGCCAGCAAUCAAUCGCCUGAGUCUCCUAGAAGCGCAUACGAACUACUCACAUUGGAGCUCUCUUACUUUGUUGGGAACUACCAGUUCCAGCAUGGGAAGCCCCCGGACAAUACCACCAUGGUUAUUGAGGCUUGCCGAAUCAUAUUCGCCUCUGAGAUCCUGUCCGUCGAUGAAGAGCCUGGCUCGUAUCCAUCUUGGUUACGGGAUUUAAUUAUGUCAGACCAUAACUUAGCGUUCCAAGCAAGGGUUAUGCCUAUCAGAACUCCCUCCGAGGGUAGGCUCCGUACUUUGCAACUAAGGGGGAAACGAAAUUUAUUCGAAGACUGCCCACUAGAAUCUCAGUUGCGAAGCUUCGUCUCAAACCUUUCCGACAGCGGAUACACAGAUAUCACUGACAUGGAGCUUCGAGAGGAGGCAUGUCACAUUAUGAAGCGAGUGGAGGAUAGUCUAACCGCCGAUUCUAGCUCUGUGUUUAAAUGGUUGUUGGGUCAAGUACACAUUAAGGUGACAUGGCUUGGUGAUUUUCGGAAACGAGCAGGUAUACCAAGCAGCCAUCAUGUCGGCAUGCCUACCUCGCAUGAUACGGCAAGCCUUUCCGGUGACCUAUUUCCCUUCGAACUUGCUUCCCCCGAGCCUAUCUUGGAAGCCAGUCAUGGGCUUCAGCUGAUGCACAAUCAAUCCGAGGCGGCUUUCAACCUUCAACGAACCGGUCGAUCCUAUCCCAGCACCUUCACGAGCUUAAGCCCCUCCUCGGCUGUUUCUCCCAGGCACCUUUCGGUUGUGAACCCUCCCGAUAUUGACUUCGACUUUCAGUCUAAUCUGACAGGCGCACACCAAAGUUCACGUCAAUUCGAUAAUAUCAAUAUAAAUCCCGUUGAACCCGAACCAUACCAGCGUCCAGAAUGGCUGCAGAAUGGGAAUUACAUUCUAAACGACCCAAACUUCCAUCGUUGGCUCGGGUUGGAGCUCCAGCGCUGGGUUUUUAUCAUAUCCUCUCCUCAACACCCCAACCCUCGAAUACCCUCCGACCAGGAGAUCCAAGACCAAGCUCGAUGGUUAUUAUACAACGAUGAUGAUUCAUGGAACCAAACUGCUGCCGACAAUCCGGAAUGGCUUAUGAGAUUUAAACGUGACGCAGGCAUUGAUCAAAUGGAAAACAGCAGGAUUGGGGGUUCCAGACAGAAUUAA
This is a messenger RNA of Clonostachys byssicola, 2922 nucleotides long. The record is from the annotation of a GenBank genome assembly. NCBI's taxonomy places the organism in Eukaryota, Fungi, Ascomycota, Sordariomycetes, Hypocreales, Bionectriaceae.